Messenger RNA from Morus notabilis, 402 nucleotides. RefSeq names its product transcription factor BEE 3-like. Bases 62 to 301 code for a protein of 79 amino acids. Gene Ontology annotation, molecular function: DNA-binding transcription factor activity. The transcript has 4 exons. NCBI's taxonomy places the organism in Eukaryota, Viridiplantae, Streptophyta, Magnoliopsida, Rosales, Moraceae. The record is from RefSeq and is a predicted model, not a curated record. Gene Ontology annotation, biological process: regulation of DNA-templated transcription. Gene Ontology annotation, cellular component: nucleus.
AGGAAAAAUUAAUGAGAGACUCAGAUGCUUGCAAGACAUUGUCCCGGGUUGCUACAAGACUAUGGGUAUGGCAGUAAUGUUGGAUGAGAUAAUUAAUUAUGUGCAAUCCUUGCAAAAUCAGGUCGAGUUUCUUUCUAUGAAGCUGACCGCUGCAAGUACUUAUUAUGACUUCAAUUCAGAGACAGAUGAUAUGGAGAAGAUGCAGCAGAGAGCAAAAGCAAAUGAGGCAAAAGAGAUGGAAAGAUUGAUAAGAGAAGGAUAUGGAGGAUUUGCUUGUUUCCACUCAAGUUGGCCCCUUUGACUUCACUUUUGGAUGUUACCCCUUAUUGCCAUACAACAGAUGAAGAUGCUUCCAUUCUCUAAUAUUUUUCAAUCCCAAAAUCAGAAUUGUUUAAUUACUAC